Messenger RNA from Betta splendens (Siamese fighting fish), 1606 nucleotides. It is a transcript of the gene psmc1b, whose product is annotated as proteasome 26S subunit, ATPase 1b. Gene Ontology annotation, cellular component: proteasome regulatory particle, base subcomplex. The transcript is spliced from 11 exons. The record is from RefSeq and is a predicted model, not a curated record. Gene Ontology annotation, molecular function: ATP hydrolysis activity; ATP binding; proteasome-activating activity. Lineage: Eukaryota; Metazoa; Chordata; Actinopteri; Anabantiformes; Osphronemidae. Gene Ontology annotation, biological process: proteasome-mediated ubiquitin-dependent protein catabolic process. The coding region runs from base 78 to 1400 and encodes 440 amino acids.
UCAUUUCGUUUCGCUUGGCUUUUUGGUCCUACGGUGUCGCCAUACCAUCUGACGUCACUCUAAAGCGACAAGUAACAAUGGGUCAAAGCCAGAGUGGUGGACACGGUCCAGGGGGAGGCAAGAAGGAUGACAAGGAUAAGAAGAAGAAGUAUGAGCCUCCUAUUCCCACCAGAGUUGGGAAGAAAAAGAAGAAGACCAAGGGACCAGAUGCUGCCAGUAAACUGCCAUUGGUGACCCCUCACACUCAAUGCCGCUUGAAGCUGCUGAAGCAGGAGCGAAUCAAAGAUUACCUACUGAUGGAGGAAGAGUUCAUCAGGAACCAGGAACAGAUGAAACCGUUAGAAGAAAAACAAGAGGAGGAGAGGUCAAAGGUUGAUGAUCUCAGGGGAACCCCUAUGUCUGUGGGAACUCUGGAGGAAAUUAUUGAUGAUAAUCAUGCCAUUGUUUCCACCUCAGUGGGAUCAGAGCACUAUGUCAGCAUCCUGUCCUUUGUGGACAAGGAUCUGCUGGAGCCAGGGUGUUCUGUUUUGCUCAACCAUAAGGUUCAUGCUGUGAUUGGUGUACUGAUGGAUGACACAGAUCCCUUGGUGACAGUAAUGAAGGUGGAGAAAGCUCCACAAGAAACAUACGCUGACAUUGGUGGACUGGACAAUCAGAUCCAGGAGAUCAAGGAGUCAGUGGAGCUGCCUCUCACACAUCCUGAGUAUUAUGAAGAGAUGGGUAUUAAGCCACCUAAAGGCGUCAUCUUAUAUGGACCACCUGGCACAGGCAAGACGCUGCUCGCUAAGGCUGUGGCAAAUCAGACAUCAGCUACGUUCCUGCGUGUGGUGGGAUCAGAGCUUAUCCAGAAAUACCUGGGAGAUGGACCCAAGCUGGUGCGAGAGCUCUUCAGGGUGGCAGAGGAACACGCACCCUCCAUUGUCUUUAUCGAUGAGAUUGAUGCAAUUGGCACUAAAAGAUAUGACUCCAACUCUGGAGGCGAGAGAGAAAUCCAGAGGACCAUGCUUGAGCUUCUCAACCAGCUGGACGGCUUUGACUCAAGGGGAGAUGUGAAAGUUAUUAUGGCUACCAACAGGAUAGAAACUCUGGAUCCAGCCCUCAUCAGACCUGGGCGAAUCGACCGUAAGAUUGAGUUUCCUCUGCCAGACGAGAAAACCAAAAGGAGGAUCUUCCAAAUCCACACCAGCCGCAUGACAUUAGCAGAUGACGUCACCCUCGACGACCUCAUCCUGGCGAAGGACGACCUAUCGGGAGCAGACAUCAAAGCCAUCUGCACAGAAGCAGGCCUCAUGGCUCUGCGUGAGCGCCGUAUGAAAGUCACCAAUGAAGACUUCAAGAAGUCCAAGGAGAAUGUCCUGUACAAGAAGCAGGAGGGCACACCCGAGGGGCUUUACCUCUAACCUUCAAGCGUUGACCUUUCCCCUCCUCCCACCCCCCAACUCCGAUCUGUCGCCGUGUGAAAGAGAGGAGGCGGCGCUGCUGUGGCUGUCGUCCGCCUCCCCAGAGAGAGUUUUGAUAUAUUUUGUGCAUGUCAUAUCUGGCUUAUCCCACUCUCCUGUUACUGUUGUGUUAAGAUAAUAAAUAAACACCAAAAUAUCUGCCCAUA